AUGGCAAGGGGACAGCCUCGGAGGAGUGAAGAGCCAUGGACAGCCUUGCAGAACAGAACAGAGUGCAAAACAAAGCUAAAACUCACAAGGUGUGGCAAGAUUACCCUGGGCAUCUUAACGGCGGUGCUUGCAGCAGUAGUAAUUGGACUCAUUGCCUAUUUUGCUGCCUGUGGAAAAGAUUCUUUCUACUACCAUGUCAGCUUUAAGGUUAACAACAUUGACUAUGACAGCAAAUUUGCAAAGCCAUAUUCUCAGGAAUACAUGGACCUAAAUAAAAGGAUAGUGUCUUUGAUGAAUGAAACAUUUCAUGAAUCAAAACUGAGAAAACAGUACGUCAAAGCUCACACUGUGCAAGUAAGCAAAGCCAAAGGGAAGGUGGUGAUACACGCUGUGCUCAAAUUUAAAUCCUGUUAUAAAAAUAAUGUAGAAAAAUACUGGGAAAGCAUUGAAACCAUUUUGUAUCAGAAACUCAAAGGCCAAACUGGAUUAUGUAUAGACUCUUCCUCAUUUAAAUUUUCAGACAUUGCAAUGCCAAUAGCAGAAGAUCUUCUCAAUACAUGUUGUGGACGACGCACAAUUACUCAUGGAGGUUACAAAGUAGCAGGAGGCCAGGAUGCUGAGGAAGGAGAAUGGCCCUGGCAAGCCAGCCUUCAACAGAACAGUGUCCACCGAUGCGGAGCCACUCUGAUCAGUAACUACUGGCUUAUCACUGCUGCUCACUGUUUUAUACGGGCUGCAAAUCCCAAAGACUGGAAAGUUAGCUUUGGGUUUCUUCUAAGUAAACCACGAGCGCUACGAGCUGUCGAGAAUAUUAUAAUCCACGAGAACUACAGUUACCCUGCACAUGAUAAUGACAUAGCUGUUGUGCGUCUGUCCUCGCCACUCUUAUAUGAAAGCAACAUCCGAAGGGCUUGUCUACCAGAAGCUACUCAGAAAUUCCCACCCAACUCAGAUGUAGUGGUCACUGGAUGGGGAACGUUAAAGUCAGAUGGUAACUCCCCUGCCAUUUCUACAAAAGGAAAACGGAUAUAUUGUUUGUUGUCAACAUAUAUUAUUAACUGUACCCUUUUUUGUCUCCAGGGUGAUUCUGGUGGACCAUUGGUUAGUGAAGAUUCUAAGGGCGUCUGGUUCCUCGCUGGUAUUGUAAGCUGGGGUGAUGAAUGUGCACUUCCAAACAAGCCUGGUGUCUACACUCGGGUGACAUACUAUCGAGAUUGGAUCACAUCCAAAACUGGUCUCUAG
Messenger RNA from Mus pahari (shrew mouse), 1242 nucleotides. Its product is annotated as transmembrane protease serine 11C. The record is from RefSeq and is a predicted model, not a curated record. NCBI's taxonomy places the organism in Eukaryota, Metazoa, Chordata, Mammalia, Rodentia, Muridae. The coding region runs from base 1 to 1242 and encodes 413 amino acids. Gene Ontology annotation, biological process: proteolysis. Gene Ontology annotation, molecular function: serine-type endopeptidase activity. The transcript is spliced from 9 exons.